Leucoraja erinaceus (little skate) is the source of this 2629-nucleotide messenger RNA. It is a transcript of the gene xrcc2, whose product is annotated as X-ray repair complementing defective repair in Chinese hamster cells 2. NCBI's taxonomy places the organism in Eukaryota, Metazoa, Chordata, Chondrichthyes, Rajiformes, Rajidae. The record is from RefSeq and is a predicted model, not a curated record. Gene Ontology annotation, molecular function: four-way junction DNA binding; ATP-dependent DNA damage sensor activity; ATP binding. Gene Ontology annotation, cellular component: centrosome; Rad51B-Rad51C-Rad51D-XRCC2 complex; replication fork. Gene Ontology annotation, biological process: DNA strand invasion; double-strand break repair via homologous recombination. The coding region runs from base 1300 to 2229 and encodes 309 amino acids. The transcript is spliced from 4 exons.
GGGUGAGAGGUGAGAGGUGAGCUCACCGCCGCUCGCUCGCAGCCGCUUGUCACCAAAGAUACCAGAGCUCGGCUCCAUAAUCUUCGCUUCUCGCCAUGACCAGCGACUUCCGGCAGCGGGAGUCGGGCACCGAGCAGCAGGUUGGGACCUCAGCCCAUUGAAGAUGUCCAUGAAAACACCUGCCGGUUGGUCUAUGCAGGUUUUGAGAACACAGCCAGGUUUAUCACCACAGCUCUCCGGUGGUUUUAUGCUGGAGAAGGAUUUUCUGACAUCAGCCUCGAAGAUUGAGAUCACAAACUGAGACUGUGGAGGCCCGUGAAGAUGCAUCAUCACUUUCCCCUAUAAAACGAGCAAAGAAUUAAUUUGUUUGUCUGGAAGUGAUAUUAUUUGAUCUCCUCGGUUUCACCUUGUAGGAGGUGAUAGCAGGCCCAGCCACAGUUGCUGAGUGUCCUAGCGAGAUUCCAGUUUAGUCUAGAAAUAUCUCUUCGUAAUAUCGAUGGGCUUCUGGAGGUUGUACUUGGACUUCUUGUAUGAUUGUGGAUCGUCUUGCUUGACGUCACACAUCUGAUCUGGUCCUCAGUUAAUUACUCUUGCUUCAUCCAAGGCUUCUGGUUAGGGAACAGUCAGAUGGUCUUGAUAGGAACACACUCUCACUCCCCACCCUCACAUUUCUUCAUGUGGUCAGUUACGACCUUGGUCCACUGCUGGAGUCAUUGAACAUCGCACAAUCUGCUGAGUCUAAACAGCCACAAAGCUGCUUCUCUGCCUCCUUUAACCAGCUCUACACAACUAUUUUCAUCAGAGCUGUAGUCUUCAGUCACUACCUAUAUUUGGGAAGGAGGAGUAUGGCCAGGUGGUCUGCUUUUCCAAAGUGUGGGUGAGGGAUGGAGCGGUAGAUGCCUCUGGAGGAGUAGAGGUCGUCCGUAGCAGAGAACAAUGAUGAGAUAGAGUACAAGAAGGAUAUAGAGAACUUAGUCAUUUCAGGACAACACCUCUCCCGUGUCAGGAAGACGAAGGAUCUAGUUAUCUACUUAAGUGUGGUGGAGUACAUGCACCAAUCAACAUAAACGAUGCUAAAGUGGAAAUGUUGAGAGCAUCAAGUACCUUGGCAUAAAUAUUACCAACAAUCUCAAAGGACCAACCACAUUGAAACAUCAGCCAAGAAGGUGCACUGACACCUCUACUUCCUUCAGUAACUGAGAAAAUUUGGCAUGUCUCCAAUGACUCUUACAAACCUCAACAGAUGCAUCUUAGAAAGCAUGCUGCUGGAUUGCAUCACAGCUUGGUUUUGGAACAGCAAUGCCCAAGGAGGAGGUGAAACUGGUGCAGAAAGAGCUGAAGGCAAGACUGAGACAGGGCAAGGAAGACUACAGGAGGAAGCUGGAGCUGAAACUUCAGCAGAACAACAUGAGGGAUGUGUGGACGCUGCUUGCUCGACUCAAAGGAAGAAGAUCUCUGAAGCAUCUUGAGCCACGGCUUUUUACUGAGGAAGGGUUGCUAAACCAUGGAAAUACGGUUGAGUUCCAUGGCCCAGAAGGAGCAGGGAAGACAGAAAUGCUUUAUCACCUGGUGGCAUCCUGUAUCCUCCCCGAAUCGAAGGGUGGGCUCCAGGUUGAGGUGGUCUUUGUUGACACAGAAUGUCAUUUUGACAUGCUUCGCCUCGUCACCGUUCUGGAGCAUUGUUUAGCGCAGAGCACGGAGGAGUCAGUUAAACAGUGCCUGGGCCGCCUGUUCAUCGUCCACUGCAGCAGCAGCACCCAGCUCCUGCUGCUCUUCCAAUCGCUGGAGAGCAUGGUCUGCAGCCAUCCUGCUCUCUGCCUGCUGAUUGUGGACAGCAUGUCUGCCUUCUACUGGAUUGACAGACUGAGCGGUGGGGAGAGCUUCAGCCAGCAGGAAGCUAACCUCCGGCGCUGCGUCGAGUGCCUGGAGAAUCUGCUAAGCGAGUACCAGCUAGUGUUAAUCGCAACCACACAGGCCCUGAUGCGCGGGCGAGAUCCUGAGGCAGCCAGGCCAGAUGGAGCUGCUGCAGCUCGGCAGCCACUGAUGGCAGAAUUUAAACCGUAUCUGUGUAAAUCAUGGCAAAAACUUGUCAAGCAUAGGUUUGUUUUCUCAAAAAACACCACGGUGGACAACAAGCAAGAAUUUGCUGCUGUUUCUCUCCAGCCAAGAAGCAGCAUUGUGAACAGGUGCUCCUUUAUUAUUACAGAUGGUGGGGUCCAGUUUCUUUAACCCUUCGGCAUUCAUUCCCUAAUCGACGACCACUGGAGACCCACGUGAUUGUACACGUGAGAAAGUGCCUCCCUUUUUGCUCACUGCUAAUUGUUCUGGUUAACUGAAGUCUAUUUAUUGGCGAGCACUGGUGGGCAUAAUCUGAUUAACCCUUCAACUGUGAUUUGACCCUAAACGAGGUCAGACGGAGGUUUAGCCACCUUCAUGUGCGCAUUGUUGAAGGUUUCAUUGCAAAUUCUCCAGCUGGUUUUGGCCUGAUCUGCAGGUGAAUGGAGCCAAUCCAGGCACCUUAUUCAAAGCUCCUUUUCUGGAUGUAUGUCCUCUUUGUGCAUGUAGGCAAGUCCAGGACAUGCCCUUAAUAUUGAUUCCAGGCACGUGGGUUAAAGCAGAAUACCAGAAG